CUGCUGUUCCCCCACCCUGGGUCAGCACCACAGCAGAUACUUCUUAAGGCUCCUUCUGAUCUCUUCUGUGAGUGCCACAUGGAGUCCAUGGAAGAAGAGGGUGUGGACUCCCCCCAGUAUGUUUGGCCCCAAAGGUUUCACAGUAUUCUGCAUUCUGGAGUCUGCCUUUACUGCUUCCCAGCCAUACCAGUUUACUCCCUCUGGUGGGCUUGUGCCACCCUUCUUUCUUCCUGGAGGGAAGCUUUUGGACCAGGUGUUUUCUCUGCAACCUCAGGUCUCCUGUGGGUUUACAUAAAUUCUUAAAUUUGAAGCUAGUUUUCUUUUUUUGCUGCAAGGACGGAAGAAAUACUUUUUUCAGCCCUCUACAUCUUGAGGCAGAGGUCUUUAUGUUUUUUACAACAUCAAUUUCUGGGGUGCCUGGGUGGUUCUUUUGGUUAAGCAUCUGACUCUUGAUUUCAGUUCAGGUCAUGAUCUAACAGCUCCAUGAGAUUGAACCCCACAUGGGGCUCUGUGCUGAGAAUGGCACCUGCUUGGGAUUCCCUCUCUCCCUCUCUCUCUGCCCUUCCUCCACUCAUGUGUGCCCUCUGUCUCUCUCAAAUAAACUUUAAAACACUAGCUUCAAAAUAUACUCCUCAGCUAAGCCAAAUGGAAGAAAGUUUAUUCUGACCUCUGCACAUGAAUGAUUUAUUCUGGAAAUACAUGAUGAUGUGAUAAUGACUUGAGAGCUCCUAAAGCACUAUGUGAAGCUCACUUACCUAAAUAUUAAUGCUUGAUUUAUUUUUUAGGAUAUAGACUUCUAUUUGAAGUAAGGACAGACAACCAAGCAACUCAAGCCUAGAUUUUCCUAAAAUACUAGAUUUGAAGGCAUAUUCUUCCAGCAAAAAAUUACAUAUGCCUGAAUUGAGGUAAACCUUCCCUGAAGAGAGGAUGAAGUAGGCCAGAACAGCCAUCACAGGUGCUUGAAGGUUUGAUUGGACCUGGAGGAUCCACUUCUAAGAUGACUGUCUUGGCAGAUGACCAGCAGGGAACAGAUAGGAGGAUGCCAUUGCUGUAUUGUUUGUGGUAACAGAAGUUGGAAGCAAUCUGGCUAUUUUCAUUGGUAGUGUUACAAGGUACUACAUGGCUAUUAGAAACAGAAUAGAUAAACAUAACACAACAUGGAUCUUACACAGUUUUGAAUUUAAAAAAGUAAGUCUCAGUUAUUUCCUUUGUAGUUUCCUCUGUUUUCCAUUUUUAUUUGGCUGUCUGUUAGACAUUACAGACUUAACAUGUCAAAAUCAAAGCUCCCAGUUUUGUAUCCACUGCCAAACACCCACCUAUCACAAGUGAACUGCUAAAAACCCAUUCUCUUCUUCCAAUUUUCCCCAUCUCAAUUAGUGUCAUUACUACCAAUCCUGUUGCUGAGCCAAAAAUGCUAGGAAUCAUCUUUGAUUUUUCUUUCUGUCCAUCCCUACACUAGUAACACAUGAUGCCAUAGUAAUGUUCUGUCCUCUCUACCUCCAAUAGUACAUCUGGAUGCCUGGGAUUCUGUGUACUGAACAAGUAAUUCACAUGAUUCUGAUGCAGGAGAUUCAUGGAUCACACAUUUGCAACAAUUUGAAGAACUUCGCAGAUGAACUCCAUAGCCUGGAUGUAUAGAAAAAAUUAGGAAAAAGUUUACUUCAUCUGCAUUUUUUUCUCCUCAUAAAGCCAUAUAAAUAAGAAGAGGACUCGGCUGUGAAGACAAAUAUGUCACUGAGGUAGGUAACGUGGUCCAAGCCUGAGGAAUUCAAGGAAAGAAGAGAAGUCUACUGGACUUUUUCCAUCCCUGAUAUGCACAGGAAAUGAAGAGAUCACCUGGCAUGCUUGGAAUUGAGAAAAUGUCCUGGGUGCUCUUCCUAAUCCCACAUCUGGGCAUCUGGAGUAUCAACGAUUUUAUGUACAAUUGACAAUUACUAACAGAAGGUUUGUAGAAGAUAACAGAAAACCUGUUUCCAAGAAAAAACUCUCCCACCAAAACAAAGGGAGGCAAUUUCCUGUAUGCAGACCAAAAGAGGGCAAAGAUCAUGUAAUGAACAACUGUAUGUAAAGAGAUAUUCCACAUACACUGUGUCAGCAGGGUAUCCAUUUAAUCUGGAGUGCCCUGUGAAAUACUGUACUAAGAGGCCUAUUGUGACCUGGUGCAAGCUCAAAGGAAAAAACUGUUUACCUCUUGCAUAUAAACUUCUGGGAUACACAACUUGGAAAGAAGGGGAGAAUAUUUCAGUUUUUAGUCUCCAUUUUAAUCACGCGCUGGCUAGUGAUUCUGGUUCAUACCGCUGUUCUGCGAAUUUUACAUCUGGAGUUAUUGAAAGCCAUUCAGUAACCAUUAAUGUGACAGAACAGACUCAAAAUAAUUCAGAAUACCCUCUAAUAACAUUGACUCACAUUUCAGAUACAACUGGUGCCUCAGGACCACCCUCUCAGGAAGUGACGGCGGACAAACGAUGGAUGCUUUAUAGUUUGCUUCCUUUGGGGGCAUUGCCUCUGCUCGUUACCUGUUUGUGCCUGUUCUUCUGCCUUAGAAGGCACCAAGCAGAAAAAAAGGAGCCUUCUGACACAGCAGGAAGGGAAAUUAACCUGGUUGAUAUUCCCCAGCCCUUUCGGAGUGAGGAAACUGAAGUGGGAACCGGGCAAAAUCCCCAAACACUGCUAUCAGAAACUGGUACUUAUGAUAAUGACCCCUGGUUCAGGGUCCAGGAAGAGUCUGAAGUUUAUUCUAACCCAUGUCUGGAGGAAAACAAGCAGGGCAUUGUUUACGCUUCUUUGAACCAUUCUGUCAUUGGAAUAAACCCAAGACAAUCAAGGAAUGUGAAAGAAACACCUACAGAAUAUGCGGCCAUAUGUGUGAGGAGUUAAAUUCGAUCUUGAUCUCCAACUGGUGAUCACUGAAAGAUAUGCAUGUCAACACCAUUACCAAGCCCAACAAAAGGUUAAAUAACAUUCCUUGACCUGAGAAGCUUCACUUUAAGGAGGUUCAUGUUGGUGCUCGGGUCUUAAGGGUUCAUAGGACAAAUGACUAAAAUUUCUCCCCCCAAAUUCUGAGGGAACUUUUUAUAUGACCCCCUUGAACAACAACACAAAAACCUUUCCCUCUAAGACUAAGUGAUAUUAUGAGUAGCAGAGUGGCAGAAUAUUUAAACGUAGCUACAUUUUACCCAAUGUACAAAGCUAAUAUAUUUUUUGGAGGAUAAGAGACACAUGUAAGUAAGAGAGGUUUGUGUUAUCUGGAUCAGUUCACUACACUCUCUUGACAAAGAAAGGAUGUCCCAAUUUGACUAACUAACCAUCAACACAGUCAUGAUAAUAUGUUUAUUUCUGGUCAUUCUUCCAUGAUGAGAAAUAUUCCUCUGUCCCUCUAAUACUGUUUUUUAAUGUAAAGAAGUAACUUUAGACUUGAUAUAAGAAAAGAAUGGAAAGCAUAAAUGGUUCAGUAAAGAUGUGGGCUACACCGACUACCGUAGAGCAGAUGCUCCCCAUACCUGACACGCAAAUGGUUUUACAUUGUUGAGCAAAUAUAGGCAGUAAUGGAGCAAUUAAUGUGUGGUGCAUUUAUAAACAAAGUUGUGACUCAGUGGUUAGGUCACAUGGACUAAUGUAUAUGAAUGUGAUAUAAUGCUGCUGAAUUAAUAUACUUGUGGUUGUUUAAAUAAACAUAAAAAUAAGCAUCA
This is a messenger RNA of Felis catus (domestic cat), 3689 nucleotides long. It is a transcript of the gene BTLA, whose product is annotated as B and T lymphocyte associated. The transcript has 13 exons. Gene Ontology annotation, cellular component: plasma membrane. Bases 2020 to 2877 code for a protein of 285 amino acids. Gene Ontology annotation, biological process: immune response-regulating cell surface receptor signaling pathway. The record is from RefSeq and is a predicted model, not a curated record. Lineage: Eukaryota; Metazoa; Chordata; Mammalia; Carnivora; Felidae. Gene Ontology annotation, molecular function: signaling receptor activity.